Tachyglossus aculeatus (Australian echidna) is the source of this 750-nucleotide messenger RNA. Its product is annotated as olfactory receptor 1030-like. The coding region runs from base 1 to 750 and encodes 249 amino acids. The transcript has a single exon. The record is from RefSeq and is a predicted model, not a curated record. Gene Ontology annotation, biological process: sensory perception of smell; G protein-coupled receptor signaling pathway. Gene Ontology annotation, cellular component: membrane. Gene Ontology annotation, molecular function: odorant binding; olfactory receptor activity; G protein-coupled receptor activity. Lineage: Eukaryota; Metazoa; Chordata; Mammalia; Monotremata; Tachyglossidae.
AUGGCCGGAACGAACCAAACCAUGGUGACAGAGUUCGUCUUUUUGGGAUUUACAGAUCAGCUGGACCUGCAGAUUCUGCUUUUUGUGAUAUUUCUAGUAAUUUAUCUCAUCGCCCUGAUAGGGAACCUUGGGAUGAUGGGGCUAAUCAGGAUCAGCUCUCGACUCCACACUCCCAUGUACUUUUUCCUCAGUCAACUCUCUUUUGUUGAUAUGUGUUAUGCCUCCUCUAUCGUGUCCAAGAUACUGGCAAAUAUUUUCAUGAAGGAAAAAGUCAUUUUCUUUACUGGUUGCUUCACCCAGAUGUAUUUCUCCAGUGCUUUGGUGACUAAGGAAUGUUUUCUGUUGGCGGCCAUGGCCUUUGGUCGUUUUGUAGCCAUCUGCAAUCCAUUGCUCUACACAGUCAUCAUGUCUAAUAGAGUCUGCAGUGAGCUGGCAGUUACAGUGCAUAUUUAUGGUUUCCUCAGUUCACUGAUACAGACCACUAUGACUUUACAAGCCUCAUUUUGCGACUCCAAUGCCAUUAAUCUCGUCUACUGGGCUGACCCACCUCUGCUAUCUCUUUCCUGCUCUGACAUUCAAAUUGAAGAGAAACACAUCUUCAUUAUUUCCACAUUGAAUCUUGUCAGCUCUCUGUUGGUGUUCUUUCUCUCAUACUGUUGCAUCUUUGCUGUGGUCCUGAAAUUCCCCUCAGGAGAGGAAAGGUGCAAGGCUUUUUCUACCUGUGUAACCCACCUGGCCAUCAUUGCUUAG